Messenger RNA from Dendroctonus ponderosae (mountain pine beetle), 1727 nucleotides. RefSeq names its product vacuolar protein sorting-associated protein 4 (gene Vps4). The transcript has 8 exons. Bases 217 to 1530 code for a protein of 437 amino acids. Gene Ontology annotation, biological process: endosomal transport; vacuole organization. NCBI's taxonomy places the organism in Eukaryota, Metazoa, Arthropoda, Insecta, Coleoptera, Curculionidae. The record is from RefSeq and is a predicted model, not a curated record. Gene Ontology annotation, molecular function: ATP hydrolysis activity; ATP binding.
AGUGUCAGCAGUCAGUUUGACUUUGCAUUUUGUACAUUGACAUUUCUGUAUUUAUACCAACAAAUUGGUCAUAGCUUUUUUCGAAUUUUCCAAAAUCCAGCGCCCCAUUGGACCUCUGGAAUGAUGUGCUUUGAAAUAUAGAUCAAGUGUCAAUCGCGUUCAUUAUCUAUUAUCUGGCGAAAGCCAUCACUUGUACAUUCAGUUCAGCUCGCGAGAAUGGCAUCAGGAAGUACUUUGCAGAAGGCUAUCGAUCUAGUUACCAAAGCCACUGAAGAGGACCGGAAUAAGAACUACGAGGAUGCGCUACGGUUGUAUGAACAUGGAGUGGAGUACUUUUUACAUGCCAUCAAGUAUGAGGCCCAAGGCGACAAGGCAAAAGACAGCAUAAGAGCCAAAUGCGUGCAGUACUUGGAACGAGCCGAGAAAAUCAAGGCCUCGAUCAAAAAGGGCAAAAAGAAGCAAGUCCUGGACGGCGGUUCCAAAGAGGACAAGAAGAGCAGCGAUAGUGACGAAGACGGAGACGACCCCGAAAAGAAAAAGUUGCAGAGCAAGCUAGAAGGAGCCAUCGUGGUGGAAAAACCCCAUGUAAAAUGGUCGGAUGUAGCGGGCCUGGAUGCGGCCAAAGAAGCCCUGAAGGAGGCGGUAAUAUUGCCCAUCAGGUUCCCUCACCUGUUCAGCGGCAAACGCGUUCCCUGGAAAGGCAUUUUACUUUUCGGCCCCCCAGGUACUGGUAAAUCAUACCUAGCCAAAGCCGUGGCUACGGAAGCGAACAACUCGACGUUCUUCUCAGUAUCAUCGUCCGAUUUGGUAUCGAAAUGGCUGGGAGAAUCGGAGAAACUGGUCAGGAACCUGUUUGAAUUGGCCAGAGCCCAUAAACCGAGCAUCAUUUUCAUUGAUGAAGUCGAUUCGCUUUGCUCCUCUAGAUCGGACAACGAAUCUGAAAGCGCCAGGAGGAUUAAAACGGAAUUUUUGGUGCAGAUGCAAGGAGUGGGGCACGAGUCCGAGGGUAUUCUGGUGCUGGGCGCCACAAACAUUCCAUGGGUUUUGGACGCGGCCAUCAGAAGACGUUUCGAAAAACGAAUCUACAUCCCUCUGCCGGAAGAACCUGCCCGAAUGACCAUGUUCAAGAUCCAUUUGGGAAACACGCGCACCGAAUUAUCAGACGACGAUAUUAAGGAACUGGCCAAGCGCACUGAUGGAUAUUCCGGGGCGGAUAUCAGCAUAGUGGUGAGGGACGCCCUGAUGCAGCCGGUGCGAAAAGUGCAGACAGCCACCCACUUUAAGAGAAUAAGCGGGCCUAGUCCAAAGGACCCCAAUGUUGUGGUCGACGAUUUGCUGAUUCCCUGCUCCCCUGGAGAUCCCGGCGCCAUUGAAAUGUCCUGGAUGGAAGUGGAUGGGGAUAAACUGGCUGACCCUCCCGUCACUAUGAACGACAUGCUGCGAUCGUUGGCCACCUCAAAACCGACGGUAAACGAUGAGGAUUUAAUAAAAUUGGAAAAGUUUAUGAAAGAUUUCGGACAGGAAGGUUAACGUGCAAGUUUGUUGCGCUGUUGUAAAGUUAUAUUAAUAUUCGUUUUAGUACUGAAACUUAAGUCAUCUCAAUUUAACGAGGCACUUUAACAAAUGUAGCUUCAGUUCAGUGGAAUAAUCGCCUUAUUUUUUUUUAAAUUCUGUUUAUCGUUAAGAACGGUUUGUAUUUCUAUUGAAUAAAUGAUUUUUAAAGUUGA